Molecule: messenger RNA, 3204 nt
Organism: Coregonus clupeaformis (lake whitefish)
Lineage: Eukaryota; Metazoa; Chordata; Actinopteri; Salmoniformes; Salmonidae
Product: homeobox protein Hox-D10a-like
Exons: 2
Coding region: 1181-2206 (341 amino acids)
Biological process (GO): regulation of transcription by RNA polymerase II
Cellular component (GO): nucleus
Molecular function (GO): DNA-binding transcription factor activity, RNA polymerase II-specific; RNA polymerase II cis-regulatory region sequence-specific DNA binding
Source: RefSeq, a predicted model, not a curated record
CACCUGGAUGAUUUCGUUAAUGCUGUAUUCCGGAAGUUAAAAACAAUCAACUGCACGCACACUGAUUCUUAACACAUUUUCUGAGUUUAAUAGUAGCAUAGUGUCGGCCAAUGCCUGAAUUCUUUACGUAAUUUACAAUUUUCUUGAGGCGUAACACAAUCAAGCAUAUCCUUCUUGUGUUUACUAAUCUACGUGCACCAACUAAUUGAGGUAGGCCUAUUCAACGUGUAAUUAUAUGCUUCUAAUAACAUUAUUAGUCUUAUUCAGCAAAAUAAUCGGGGUGUCUGUUUUUGUAUGCUUGUUGAUUUGUUAAUUCAUUAAAAUUUCUCUGCAAACCUGGACCUCUUAUAGCGAUGAGAUGCUGAGUUGAGAAUAGGCUACUAUGGGGGAGCCUACUUUCCCAGUCCGUCACAAACAACGUGCACCGUACCCUGAGCAGGCAUUCGAAGGUUACGAAAAUGUUUUUAAAAUGUAGAACCGGGCAAUCGAUAUCACCUUUCCUUGAAAUUAUGUUUUUUAGACGAUAGUAUCCUAAGCCAGACGCGGUUUAAUUAAGAAUCCAAUUACAAAAAAAAGAUGUAGGCCUAUAAUAGCCAUAUUUGUUUUAAGUUUUUGGUUGAAAUUAUGUAAUUAGUCCACCUCAUGUAAAUUGAUUAUUUUCGGUUAGGAUUAUAUCUCCAUCACUACACCGUGUGAUUAGAAAUCGUUAUUUUAGUUAAUGUCAAAGCAUUGGCUUAAUAGGUAUGCAGCAUAUAUGAAUGAAUAGAUUAUUCGUGUGACCUUAAAUUGUCUUAAAGGUGUUUAAAUGUGUCAAAGUAAGGGAAUUGGAGCUUGAUGUAACUGUAAAUUAUCUUAAGGUUAAGUCCAUGCUCAUCCUUUAGCUUUGAUUUUUUUUUCAUGUCAAGCAAAGAGAACAUGCUAAACGCUCAAGAUGUCCUUUGUCAGUCUUUGAAUCAAUUUCAAGUCCGUGUUCUAGGUGUCGCUGUUGACCACGUCUGCUUCCUAGUUAUGAGUCAAUGCUUCCAUGUGAUGGGAAAAGAGGCUGCGUCUCAAGGCCAUUUUCACAUUUCAUUGGUGAGCUUGUCAUGUGGCAGAGAGACAUCCUAAGCAACACCGACAUUGUUUUGCUAGAAAUGUCAGCCUACAAACGACAUCUCUCUCCUUUUAAAACUGAUCCAAAAUGUCCUUUCCCAACAGCUCUCCUGUUGCUAAUACUUUUUUAGUUGAUUCGUUGAUUGGCGCUUGCAGGACUGACAGCUUUUACUCCAACAGCAACAUGUACAUGCCGUCCGGUGCAGAAAUGGGAACUUACGGAAUGCAAACCUGUGGACUCCUGCCGUCUCUCGGUAAACGAGGGGACGUCAACCACCAAAAUAUGGGCAUGAAUUUCCACCCUUACAUACCUCAAAUUGAUAACUGGACAGAUCCCAGUAAACCUUGCGGAAUAGAGCAACCGUCCAACCAAAUGCCCAAUUGCACAUUUUCACAAAACAUUAAGGAGGAGAGUCAUUGCUGCAUGUAUUCCGACAAGAGAGCGAAAGUCAACUCGUCCGAUGUCCCUGUAUAUGCUAAUAUAAUCCCCGAAUCGUGUUCAGUUGAUGGCCCCGAGAUCCCUGUCCCCGGGUAUUUCAGACUAAGCCAAAGCUACGCGAUUGGGAAACACCAGGACUAUGGCCACGAGACGACAAGUCCAAACACCACAUUGAUGCAGCUCAACAGAGUUACUCCAAAACCGCAGUUGUUUUCCUUUGUCGAACUGGAAAAGAAAACGGCCGAGGUACCGCAUAACCGGGAGACCAGCAAGACACCCAUCCCCGCAGAAAUCCCGGAUCCAACGUCGAGCGCAAAGCGGGAGAAGAACUCCUCCACUGAAUCUUCAGUCUCCAGCCCAGAGUUGACACAAAGAGAAUCUAAAGUUGAUAACAUUUCAGACGGCAAAACUGACCCUCCAGCUAGCAAUUGGUUGACUGCAACAAGCGGAAGGAAGAAAAGAUGUCCCUACACGAAGCACCAGACGCUUGAAUUGGAAAAGGAGUUUUUAUUCAACAUGUACCUGACUCGAGAGCGCCGUCUAGAGAUCAGUAAAGGCGUUAACCUCACGGACAGGCAAGUCAAGAUCUGGUUCCAAAACCGCAGGAUGAAGCUCAAGAAAAUGAGGAGGGAGAACCGAAUUCGGGAACUUACCUCAAAUCUCACAUUUUCGUGAGCUUGCUUACGAGAAGCUUGUUUUAUUGUCUCUUUCCUCUCCCCUCAAAGUGGUGGUGUGGCAGCAUCGGACUUUUUUGUUUUUUUCACCGAAACUGGGACUGACUGCUAUUUUAUUUUCAUAUUUACACGGUGACGCAUUGUGUAUUUUGAAUAUGUUUUAUCACAGGGUAAAAUAUAGUAUGUAUCCAUUAUUGGACUGUUUGGUUUGAUUGAGUCUGAGGAAAAUGUCGAACGAGCGACUUGUUUGGAAGAUCAUAUUUUCGGACAUGAAAGCACAUUUAUCAAUAGUGGUUGAAAAGUAAAACAUUCUUUCAGAAUUAAGCGCAAACCCUUAGCUGAAUCGUAAUCACAUAAACGUUUAUGUAGCAUAAAUGUGGUGAGCAACGUUACUGAGUGUCAAUCUUACGCAUGUUUGUGGCAUGUAUCAUGCAAUAAAUUGAUGAUUGUUAAAUGCAAUUUCUUAUUUCGGUGCUUUGUCUUGCAGUAGACGUAUACUUUUUCAUCUAUACAGAUUUUACAUUACAUUUUUGUCACUUUGCAAAUUCUCUUAUCAAGAGGACUUACAAUUAUGCAUUCAUGUAUAUCAGAUGUAUAAAUAUAUUAAGCAAAACAGAUAACUAUUUCAGAAAUGUGUACGAGGCCCUAACGUUCUUUUAGUUCCGCUAGAAUGAUUAGUGACUGGACCAGUAGCUUCAAAUUGUUAACGUGCCUGACAUGAAGAAAAGGAAUAUUCAAAACAAGUCUCAUUGCGGUACACGUCAUAUCUUAAACAAAAAUCCCUAUUAUAGCGUUGGGCUAUUGUGCAACAUGAUUUCGGUUCAGCUGUUCGAGGCCUAAUGGGUCUAGGCUAUAUAUUGACCAAUUAUUUAAUUAUGACUGUUAUUAUUAAUUAAUUGUUAGGCCUAUUGUCAAUUAGCAUUCAGAAACACGCCUGUAAUUGAAAAUAAACGGUAGCUUGUAAAAUCGAGUUGUUUUGUGAAUAAGCUAUCCAAUUGG